Molecule: messenger RNA, 1068 nt
Organism: Phycomyces blakesleeanus NRRL 1555(-)
Lineage: Eukaryota; Fungi; Mucoromycota; Mucoromycetes; Mucorales; Phycomycetaceae
Exons: 2
Coding region: 1-1068 (355 amino acids)
Biological process (GO): tRNA processing
Molecular function (GO): flavin adenine dinucleotide binding; tRNA dihydrouridine synthase activity
Source: RefSeq, a predicted model, not a curated record
AUGACAAACACACCCGAUACCCCCAAGCUGACCGGCUAUGACUUCUAUAAAGCCCUCGGGUCCCCUCGGUUUGUUGUGGCACCAAUGGUAGAUCAGUCAGAACAGGCCUGGAGAAUCUUGAGUAGACGUUACGAUGCACACCUCUGCUUUACACCAAUGUUCCAUGCUAGACUAUUUAGUGAUCCCGAACAGGGACACAAGUAUCGUAAAGAGCAAUGGAGCACAGACAAAGCAGACAGACCCCUCAUUGUUCAGUUUUGUGCCAACGACCCCCAGAUCUUGUUGCAGGCAGCUAAGCUUGUAGAGAAUGACUGUGAUGGUGUGGAUCUUAAUCUUGGAUGUCCCCAACACAUUGCGAAAAGAGGUCAUUACGGAUCCUUCUUACAGGACGAAUGGACCUUGAUCCGGGACAUGAUUUCAAUUUUGCACAAGGAACUUGCCAUUCCAGUCACUGCCAAAAUCCGGGUGUUUCCUACCGUUGAAAAGACAGUAGAAUAUGCCAAGAUGGUCGAGGCUGCCGGAGCACAGAUAAUCACUGUCCAUGGCCGUUUGAGAGAACAAAAAGGUCACAAUACUGGUUUGGCUGAUUGGGACAAAAUUAAGGCUGUUAAAGAGGCAGUCAAGGUGCCUGUGUUUGCCAACGGAAAUAUUUUGUAUUACGAAGAUGUUCAAAAGUGCUUGGAUUAUACUGGAGCAGAUGGUGUCAUGAGUGCUGAGGGAAGUUUGUAUAACCCAGCUAUCUUUGCCAAGCGGGACAUGCCACCGUGUACCUGGGAGAUGGCACAAGAAUACCUCGAGAUCUGCCGCGAUUUGUGCCCCACGCGCACCGGUAUCAUUAAAGCCCAUCUGUUCAAGAUACUCCAGCCUAGCUUACCCCACCACACUGACUUGAGAGCACGUCUCGGAAAGGCUAACAAGUUUGAAGAGUUUUGGGAUAUUACCAUGGAAUUGAAAAAGCGCUUAGAAGAAGAGCGUGAAAGAGUUGGAGAAACCGAAUUGGCUGGCCAAGAAGACAUCAAGGGUAUCCGAAAAUAUGGUUACUGGAGAUGCCAGGUAAUUAAGAGAUAA